Molecule: messenger RNA, 1134 nt
Organism: Anastrepha ludens (Mexican fruit fly)
Lineage: Eukaryota; Metazoa; Arthropoda; Insecta; Diptera; Tephritidae
Product: alcohol dehydrogenase 2
Exons: 4
Coding region: 15-1058 (347 amino acids)
Cellular component (GO): cytoplasm
Molecular function (GO): oxidoreductase activity, acting on the CH-OH group of donors, NAD or NADP as acceptor
Source: RefSeq, a predicted model, not a curated record
UUGGCACAGUGCCGAUGAGUUUAGUAGACGCGCCAACCGAUUGCAAAUCAAAGUUGUAUAACAGUAAAUUGGGCAAAGUGGAUUUCUACAAUAUAUUUUGCAAAAUAUUUGCACUUGCAUCUGAGAUUCAACUCAGCAGCGACACCAGAGGCGUUAGUGGCAGCAGUAAAAGUUCUAGCCAAAACAACAAUAAAUUAAACAGCGAUAGUACCAAAAAGAAUAGUUUCCAAUUAGUCGAAUUCCAUUCACUAGAGGAUUUAAAGUACAAAAUGGCUUUUCGCGAUAAACGUGCAGUGAUUACUGGUGGUGCCAGUGGCAUUGGUUUGCAAGUGUGCAAGCAGCUAUUGGCCAAUGAGGCGUCGAAAAUUGCGAUUGUUGAUAUACAAGAAAAUCCAGAAGAUAUCUCUAAGUUGCGUGCUGCACAUCCCACACAAACAAUUCUGCUCAUCAAAAUGGAUGUUACGAACAGGCAGGGUAUUGCCGACACAUACGAAGAACUUAAAAAAACUUUUGGUACUAUUGACAUUGUUGUAAAUGUAGCUGGGAUUUUCAACGACCAGGAUGUGCAACGCACAAUUUUAGUCAAUUUGGGUGGCAUCAUAAACUCCACACUUGCUGCCGUGAAGGUAAUGAGCACUGAAAAUGGUGGCAAUGGUGGUAUUAUAGCUAAUAUGUCUUCUGUGGUCGGUUUGGAUCCCAUGUUCUUGCUGCCUGUGUAUGCGGCUACUAAGGCGGGAAUUAUACAUUUUACACGUUGUUUGGGGUCCGACACAUACUUGAUCCGCACUGGCAUCAAGUUCAUUACAAUCUGUCCGGGCGCUACUAUUACAGACAUGUUUACCAACUUUACUGAGAAAAUGCUCUUUCCCGAUAUGGGCGAUGAAUCAUAUCGGGUGCUGGACCGUCUCAACAAGCAAAGUGCGGCUGAUGUAUCACGUUGCAUACUUACGGCAUUAGAAAAGGAGAAAAAUGGCGAAGUGUACAUAAUUGAGGGUAAGCGAUUGUUUCCAACGGAAAUGAAAAGUUAUUGGCGCGGUAUUGAGAAGUCAAGCGAAUAGUCAUUAUAAAGUGUUAAAUGUUUUCUUAUACUUUUUGUAAAGAAAUAAAUAGUAUUAGCUUUUAAUUUAAAACUGA